Messenger RNA from Arachis stenosperma, 348 nucleotides. RefSeq lists its product as uncharacterized. The transcript has 2 exons. Gene Ontology annotation, molecular function: zinc ion binding. Lineage: Eukaryota; Viridiplantae; Streptophyta; Magnoliopsida; Fabales; Fabaceae. The coding region runs from base 1 to 348 and encodes 115 amino acids. The record is from RefSeq and is a predicted model, not a curated record.
AUGGCUACCCAGUCGUCCUCCCAAGGUUCGCGUAGCAGCACCAAGAGUCGUGGGAGAAGGAGGACUUGCUUCUGUGGAGAGAGACCGGUAUUGUGCACGUCAUCUACAGCGGAGAACCCAGGAAGAAGAUUCUGGGGCUGCGUCAACUUUCAGCUAGGAGAUGGAUCCGAUUAUUUUGCUUGGGCAGAGCCUGAAGGACAAGUUCCACAAAUUCAAAGACUGAAGAACAAAGCAAGCUCGUUGAAAGAAGAACUGCAGAAAGCUGAAAGGAAGUUUGCAUUGGCACUUGGUGUUGGAAUUCUUGGAUGGACACUGGCUGGGCUGCUGCUAUGUGAUCGACUCAAUUGA